AUGGUUAGGAUCCACAAAGAUCCUCUUCCAGUGUUGACGAACAAAAAUGUGGUUUAUAAAAUAUCGUGCAAAGACUGUGAUGCAUCACAGAUGUGUGGGACAAACUUUCAAACAACUGACAACGAGGAUUUCGGAACACCACAAUCACAUAAACAGGAAUAUGGCAACUGCGUCUGUGAUCACAGACGCAGUUGUCAUAGAUUGCAAUAUAAUCAUGAAUUUAAUUGGAAUGAUAAAAAUUUUAUAAUAACAAAUCAUUAUAUCAACCUAUUCGUUAUAACAGGUUUAUUUCAUAAAGCAAUAUCGCAAAGUGGUGUUAUGGCGUGUCCUUGGGCUUUUACUGAACGAGAACCACAUACAAAAAACAGAGGUUUUCUGCUUGCCGAGAAACUUGGAAAACCGACUACAGAUCCGAAAGUCGCUUACGAAUUUCUCAAAACAAUCGAUGCAAAAAAACUUAUAGAGACUCAAGAGAAGUCUCUCUUGUCAGAAGCUGAGCGUCAACAAUGUCUUCUGACAUUUACACCUACUUUGGAUUACGAGUCGUCGAAUCCAGCUUUCCCAGAAAAUCUAACGACGUUUAUACAUCGCGGGGUUAAUGUACCAUUACUUUUAGGUUUUACCAGUUGCGAGGGAUCUCUUUUCAUUUGUAGUAAUUUUAUGAACCAUACGAGCAAAGAAGAACUUAAAAAAAUUGAUUCAGACUUCAAAAUGAUCAUAAUGCCCAAAAUUUUAUCGACAUUAUCAAAGAUACCGAUGACAGUCAAAGAAUUACGAUCUAUAUAUUUUGGUGACAAAGCGGUGUCAGAAGAAACUUUAAUAAAUUAUGCUAAUUUUAUUGGCGACCAGUUUUUUUAUCGUUCUAUAAUGGAGGUAACAGAUAUUCAGGCAGAACUGAACACCGAUAACACCGAUAACAAUGCAACAUAUCUAUAUAAAUUUUCAUACGAGAAUGAAACUAAUUUUAUGAGAAAAUUACUUAAUAUUACACUCCCAGGAGUAAGUCAUGGUGAAGAUUUACCUUAUUUAUUUUAUCCUAACAUGAUGAAAGAUCUUGGCUUAUCACCACCUGCACCUGAUUCGGAAGAUUAUAAGAUGAUAAACUGUUUAACACAAAUGUGGACAGAUUUCGCUAAAACAGGGUAUUAUAGGGUUUAAUUCCUUCUUUUUAAUUUUAUAUAUAAUUUUUUUCACAUUAUUAUCA
Pogonomyrmex barbatus (red harvester ant) is the source of this 1204-nucleotide messenger RNA. RefSeq names its product juvenile hormone esterase-like. The record is from RefSeq and is a predicted model, not a curated record. Lineage: Eukaryota; Metazoa; Arthropoda; Insecta; Hymenoptera; Formicidae.